GAGCUCUGACAACAGUUAGUGGUACAGCAGCAGGAGCAGCAGCAGAGGGAGGAUGGUCGGACAUAUGUUCUCUCAUCUCCUACUGCUCUGGUCACUCAGCCAUGACCUCUUUCUAACUGGGCUGACUUAUCACGAGCUGAAGGAGCAGUCCUGGAACAACCAGAAUCUCUCCUCUGUCCCUCUGGACUUGGAUGCGAGGCUCCGGAGGCUAGACCUGUCCAAUAACUUCAUCAGACAGUUGCACACACUUGCUCUGCCAUACUUGGAGCAGCUGGACCUGAGCUUUAACCAGCUGGAUCUCAUCUCCGAAGGGGCUUUUGAAAACCUGGCUCGACUUGAGGAGUUGAAUUUGUCCAGAAAUGUGCUGAACAACAACCUUGGCAGUAACAGCAAAGCCCUCCGAUCCGUCAGUGGACUGAAGAUUUUGGAUUUAUCAAUGAACGGUCUGGGGGAUGAGGCGGUGGAACGCUACCUUCAGAACAAAUCUUCUCUUGAUCAACUUAAGAUGAGUGGUAAUGCAUUGACAAGGCUUUCAUACAGCUUGUUUAAGGAGACUAAAGGGUUGAGGUCCAUUACUAUUGAGGACAAUCAGAUAUCAGUGAUCGAACAGGAGACGUUUGAACCGUUGAGACACUUGGAGAUGCUAAACCUGGCCAGAAAUAACCUCGCGCACAUCUGCGAUUUUAAAUUACAUCAAGUUAAAUAUCUGAAUCUCAGCUGGAACUCCGUCGAGUUCUUUGUUACGCAAGAAGACAAUCUGUUUUACAGGCUCGAAAUUCUUGAUCUCAGUCACAACAAACUCCUUUAUUUCCCAAUCGUUCCGAAAAUGAACCGUUUGAAGUAUCUUCACUUGCAGGAUAACAUGGUUGGUGCCUUAAAUUCAGAGGCUGCAAUGGUAUCAGAGGCCAAUGCUCUUUACAAUGAGAUUAUAAAGGAAAGGACGGUUAGAAAAAACAACCUUCACUCAAACUGGAGGCUGAUGCCACUGAUUUAUAUCGACCUGAGCUAUAACCACUUCAGGUCUUUCCCACUGGAGACUUUGAGCCUUCUCUCAUCUUUAGAAACUCUGAAUUUCAGUCACAACUGUCUGCAAAAUAUCAUCUGGAAAGUUAGAGACAGUAACGCAUCAGGAUACCAUCGGCAGCUUUACUUUCCCUCCUUAAAGCGCCUCGACAUGCAAAGCAACGGACUUGUGUCUAUUUCCCCGCUCUUUCUCAAAGCGCUCACGCAAAUAGAAACAUUAAAUCUACAAGACAAUUCUGUGCAACCUUGCGCCUCCAUGGAUCAUUUGCAAAGCCCUCAGUCGACACAGCCAAUGAAUACCAACACAUCCUGUGUCGUAUUCGGGCAUUUAAGCACUCUUAAACACCUCAAUCUUAAAGAAAACAACAUAGAAGCACUUCACCCAAACACUUUUCAAAAGAACUCUUUGAUUUCUCUGAACCUUGCGAGAAAUCCACGCAUGUUGAUGCAAACAAAAGCUUUCGAAGGUGUGCCGAAGACUCUCCAAUCUUUGAUUAUCAGUGAAAUAAACAUGACCAGCUCAGAUUUUUCUUUACCCUGCAUGCCGAUGUUAACUCAGCUGAAUAUGUCUAACAACCGUCUGGAUACGAUCCCCAGCAGUUUAAGCUGCUCUCCUCUGAGAGAAAUCGACAUAAGAGAUAAUAGCUUUGUGUCUCUGAACCAUUCUCUGAUCCUUGCUUUGUCCAAACACCUCAAUCUCAUAUAUGUUAGUGGAAAUAAUUUUAACUGCUGUGACAGCGAAUGGCUGACAGUCCUGAAUGAGCUGGAGAUAAAGCUGCCCGAUAUCAGUGACACUGUUUGCUUCACAAUUUAUGAAAAUGUUGCGAUGACGAGAUAUCUGAAUAAAACUUCAUUGGAUUGUUUGUUGCAUCCAAAAGCGCAGGAAAUUCACUUUGGACAAAUGAUCAUAAUUGUUACAUUUGUAGCUGUGAUACUAACAGUGCUGAUCAUAUCCAUAAGGAAGGUGUGUUGCACACAGAUUUCAUUCAUAGUGUAAUGUCUAAGAUCUACUGUCAGACUUUUUGCACAUGGCUCUGUAAACACAACUAAAUGCACUGGGGAGCAAAAGUGCAGUAAUCGAAGCAUGAUUCCUGUUAUUUUCAGUACGCAUGAUCUAUUUUACUAUAAACAGAAGUGGGGGCUUCAUGGCUGCUCAGAAACUAACAGACUUGAAUGAAUGAAUUGCAAUAAAAUCUUCAUCCUUUCA
Acanthopagrus latus (yellowfin seabream) is the source of this 2230-nucleotide messenger RNA. RefSeq names its product transforming growth factor beta activator LRRC32-like. Gene Ontology annotation, cellular component: extracellular matrix. The coding region runs from base 53 to 2020 and encodes 655 amino acids. The record is from RefSeq and is a predicted model, not a curated record. Lineage: Eukaryota; Metazoa; Chordata; Actinopteri; Spariformes; Sparidae. The transcript has 2 exons. Gene Ontology annotation, molecular function: protein binding.